Aspergillus nidulans FGSC A4 is the source of this 1443-nucleotide messenger RNA. RefSeq names its product carotenoid oxygenase family protein. The record is from RefSeq and is a predicted model, not a curated record. Gene Ontology annotation, molecular function: oxidoreductase activity, acting on single donors with incorporation of molecular oxygen, incorporation of two atoms of oxygen. NCBI's taxonomy places the organism in Eukaryota, Fungi, Ascomycota, Eurotiomycetes, Eurotiales, Aspergillaceae. The transcript is spliced from 5 exons. The coding region runs from base 1 to 1443 and encodes 480 amino acids.
AUGUCUGGUUUCGAAGCUCACUUCUCGGACCGCCCCCAGUUCUCGGGAUUCAUGAAACCAUGUCGCUUUGAGGGUGACGUCUCUCAUUUGGAGGUGUACGGCGAGAUCCCCAAGGAUAUCGAUGGGGUAUUCUACCGGGUAAUGCCUGAUCCUCAGUUGCCCCCCUUCAUUGAAGACGAUCCCCGGUAUGUGCAAACCGAGAAGUUUGUACGCGAGCGCGAGGCCCAGCGCGCCCUGUUGGCCGGGCUAGGCAAGUACCGCAACAGAUUCACCGACGCGGUCGAGCUUAAAGUUCGCAGCACAGCUAACACCAAUGUCGUCUUCUUCAACGGGCAGUUGUUGGCCCUGAAGGAAGACUCGCCCCCCUACGCCCUGGACCCUGUUACGCUGGACACUAAAGGGCUGUAUGACUUUGAAGGCCAGCUGCCAUCUCUCACAUUCACGGCGCAUCCGAAAUUCGAUCCAGCCACGGGCGAGAUGGUUUGUUUCGGAUACGAGGCGCGGGGUGACGGUACACCAGACGUGUGCUAUUACAGCGUCUCGCCGACUGGAAAGUUCACGGAGGUCGUUUGGCUGGUCGCGCCAGUCGUGGCUAUGAUUCAUGAUUUCGCGGUCACUGACAACUGGGUUAUCUUCCCCAUCAUACCCCAAGUAUGCGACCUUGAACGAAUGAAGCAGGGAGGCGAGCACUGGCAAUGGAGCCCAGAGACCCCGUUCUACUUGGGUGUCAUGCCGCGUCGAGGCGCCAAAGCCGAAGAAGUCAAGUGGUUUCGAUAUAUGAAUUCUUUUCCUGGCCAUACUGCCAAUGCCUAUGAGAACGAGCAAGGGCACCUAGUCAUCGACCUGGGUCUAAGCGAGAAGAACGUCUUCUUCUGGUGGCCCGACGCACAAGGGAACGCCCCCGAACCCAGCUCGAUUGUCUCUCAGCUCGUCCGAUUCACCAUCGACCCUCAGACCGAGGACCUCACUCUUCGUGAGCCUGAAGUCCUGCAGGAGGGCAACUCGGAGUUCUACAGGAUCGACGAUCGGUUCGCCACUCGCCCUUAUCGACACUGCUACUUUGACCUGAUGGACCCCCAGCUGGGUACUGAUUUUGAGCGCAUCGGUACCAAAAUUGGCGGGGGAUUUCCCUUAUACAACUCACUGGCCCACCUGGACCAUACCACAGGACAGGUGGAGGUGUACUUCCCAGGGAGAACCCACCUGGUUCAGGAGCCCGUCUUCAUACCGCGGAAGAACUCGAGUACUGAGGGAGACGGCCAUGUGCUGGCUCUGGUCAACAACUAUGACACGAUGGCAAGCGAGCUCCAUUUACUGGAUACGCGCGAUUUUGCUCGCGCGCAGGCCAAGAUUCUGCUUCCGGUCCGCUUGCGUCAGGGUCUGCAUGGAAGCUGGGUAGAUGCGAGCGAUGACGAUCAUCGUGUGUCGACAGUGGGAUCUUAA